Messenger RNA from Physella acuta, 1132 nucleotides. RefSeq lists its product as uncharacterized. The record is from RefSeq and is a predicted model, not a curated record. NCBI's taxonomy places the organism in Eukaryota, Metazoa, Mollusca, Gastropoda, Physidae.
AAGUUGAUCACACCUAAGAAUUGUCAGAUGUCAUAGUGUGACAUCACAAAGUCAAAAGUAUGACCGAAAUUAACAUCACCAUAUACAUCUCAAAUGUCAUAAAGUGACACCACAACGACUAAAGUAGGACAGACUGAUGCAACUAAAGGAAAUAACCUAUCAGACAACCUAAGAUGAAAGUCAUGAUUUGGUUGAAACUAUCGCAGUCUCAAUACACGGAAGUAUAACAUGACUUUGUUCUUUCAAAUCUUAUCACUUAGACAUCCACAUCAUCAUUGUAGUUUUGCUCAGUAUGAAAUGUUUUGUUUCUUUUCUGCUAAUAAUAUCAUAUCCGUGUAUGUGUGCUAAUGCUGGUGUGGUGGAAUCAGAAUUGUGUGUAGACAACACUGCUAUAGUCGCUAGUGUAAACACAACAAAUCUUCCUACAAUGAGCACAGUUAUAUUUUCAGUUUACGAUAAGGAUAACUGUGAAGGUGCUACUAUACGCGGAGGCAACAUUUGUAUAGUAUUGAUAACAAAUCAAAGCUGUAGUUCAUCUAAUUCAAGAUGCAACUGUUCGGGUGGAUCAUCAGGGUAUCUACAAAUUCGUGUCUUGAACAACAUUAAACCGCAAAAUUAUUCAAUUAAAAUUGAAAACAAUGAAAGUAUUGCUGUUUGUAAAUUGAUUAGUGGUAUCCCUACAUGCUCAUCAGAAAAACCGAUGAGCAGUUUAAUACCAAUAGACCUAUACCUGCAGAUAGGUUCUGCGAGCACCGGAGGAGUUUUGUUAAUUGGGAUAAUUUUAAUCACUCUUUUAAUAAAACGGAAAGGAAGUAGCUGUAAUACAGUAAACACACCAGCGCCCCCUAGCGACAAGUCCACUACAGAGAGCAGCAACUCUUACAUUGAUGUAAUUGAUGUCCACGACAGCGCUGAAAACCCGUACGAAGAUAUAGUCGAUUCUUCAACAGAGACGAGUACAGAAGGAGUUAAUAGGGAGACGUAUAUUGAUGUAAUCGAUUACGAAGAAAUAACGAAUACCUACGAACAGGUGGAUACUUCUAUACAUGACAGUAAUGUUGAUCAAUGCUCGAUACACAUCUACGAUACUUCAUCAUUACAUGGAUUCAAUCAAGCAACAUCGGUUGUAUAG